GCACCCAUCUCAAACCAAGUCAAACCAAGACUCAAUUGCCCUCAUACCCAUCGUUUUGUUUUUCAUCUCUUCUGGCAUCUCAUCAUGGAUAUCCCCAUCCAGUAUCCCUGGUACCGUAGGGCCUUCCCACAUCGGCUCCCUGACCCCUCCUUGGCAGAACCUCUCGCUGACUGGCCCCUCAUCUGGCCUUUCUCCUGGUCUUUCCCCUGGAUACGCCCUUCGUUCAUGCGCUGGUUCAACUUGCCUGACAAUGGACACAGUGAGAUGCGCAUGGAAAGGGAUCGCUUUGUCAUUUAUCUGGACGUGAAGCACUUCUCCCCUGACGAGCUGUCUGUCAAUGUCAGUGACGAGUUCAUCACAAUACACGCCAAACAUGAAGACAGACAGGAUGACCAUGGCUUUGUGUCGAGAGAGUUUCUGAGGAAGUACAGGCUUCCUGCCGGUGUGUCAAGUGCUGAUGUCACCUCCAGCCUGUCAUCUGAUGGUGUGCUGACAAUCACGGCGCCUCGGUCAUCGGCGGGCCAAGAGCGCAGUAUUCCCAUUUCCUGUGAAGAUGGAACACAGAAACAGAAAAUGUAGAGUAGAGCCUGACGCUCCUGACACUGUUUCACUACUAACCCCAAGUGCCACCUGUUUUUAUAUUUAACCUGUCACAGUUUUGUUGGGAGUUCAGCACACAUAUAGGUGGGGCAUACAUGUCUAGAUGUCUAUAAGUGCAAGUGCCUUCUAAUAAACCAGUAUCUAACUCCUAACUCCCUAUUAUCCUGAUGUCUCAGCAAGACAAUGGUGCGUUAAAACCAAAGACUAAUAUGUUGAGCCCAUUUAACAGAGUCUGACAGGACAUUUAAGUUUUUCAUAGACAGACUGUGGUGAAUUGCAAGAUAAUUAACUCCUGAGAGUUAAUUUUUCUAUCAAAAGCCUACAGAAUCGCUCUUUAAACUAUACCUCUGUGCCAAAAAUAUUCACUCCACCAUGUAAGUGGCACAUAAAGGGCAUGUAUUCAUAGUUUUAAAGGCAUUUCCUGUCUUUAUCUGGCAUUUGUUGUUGUAUGUUAUACAACACAUAAUGUCUAUACUGGACGUGCACUUUAGUGACAAAAUUGUAAGCAUGUGUUAUAUUUAACCUAACCUAGCUUGCAGCAUCUAUUACUUUUACUGGGAAAUGCUAAAUAAAGUCAAUAUAAGGAGUGGAAAUGUAAAGACCUCCUCUAAAAAUUGUCCAGUGAAGAUGGCAACAGACUAAAAUUGUUAAACUUGAUUGUAUCUACAUUACACCGUACUGUCAGAGUGGGUAUGAGUAAGAUGCCAACUGUGCUCUGGUUAUUCUUUGAGAAUAGUGUUGGUUUCUGUAUGUGUGAGGAGGAAUGAGUUCUCUGGAGGCAUAUGCAGUUACUUUUAGUUUGUUCACUAAAAAAGCCACCACAGGACUUGGGACCAGGUGUGUACUCUGUUGAGAGGAUGAAAAAGGGUGAAUGAGUGGGAGGGAGGAGGAAAGUAGUGGACAAGGGAGGAACUGAUGUUUGGAGACAGACAACUUUUAUCAUUGGGCUCCUUAUCCACUGGGGAGCAUGACCUCUGAGCUGCUAAGGAUAAUGUUAAUGUGUGUGUGUGUGUGUGUGUGUGUGUGUG
Messenger RNA from Seriola dumerili (greater amberjack), 1628 nucleotides. Its product is annotated as alpha-crystallin A chain-like. Gene Ontology annotation, molecular function: protein folding chaperone. The record is from RefSeq and is a predicted model, not a curated record. Lineage: Eukaryota; Metazoa; Chordata; Actinopteri; Carangiformes; Carangidae. Gene Ontology annotation, biological process: protein refolding; response to heat. The transcript is spliced from 3 exons. The coding region runs from base 85 to 579 and encodes 164 amino acids.